UUUCUAGUAGAUUUUAAUAAAGGUUUAAUUGUUUUUGUUUAUUUUUUUUCCUCCACUACUAAACUGCAAACAAUCUAUAGAAGAAAAUACAAAGCAAAUGAGAAACAAGACGAAUUAAUGCCAAUUUCUAAACACACCUCAGAUUCAGAAGAAGAAAUGUCAAUGGAAUCAGAAACUGAGCUGCUAAAUAAUUCUACAAAGAAAGAUAAAACUACAAACACCAACUGA
This is a messenger RNA of Cetraspora pellucida, 228 nucleotides long. NCBI's taxonomy places the organism in Eukaryota, Fungi, Glomeromycota, Glomeromycetes, Diversisporales, Gigasporaceae. The record is from the annotation of a GenBank genome assembly.